This is a messenger RNA of Mobula hypostoma (lesser devil ray), 2723 nucleotides long. Its product is annotated as glycogen [starch] synthase, muscle-like. Gene Ontology annotation, biological process: glycogen biosynthetic process. Gene Ontology annotation, molecular function: alpha-1,4-glucan glucosyltransferase (UDP-glucose donor) activity. The coding region runs from base 1 to 2607 and encodes 868 amino acids. The transcript is spliced from 16 exons. Gene Ontology annotation, cellular component: cytoplasm. The record is from RefSeq and is a predicted model, not a curated record. NCBI's taxonomy places the organism in Eukaryota, Metazoa, Chordata, Chondrichthyes, Myliobatiformes, Myliobatidae.
AUGAGUGCCGUUCCCAGAGGAUCGAUGAUCUCCCUGCUUAACAAACCAUCCGCUGCCUCGAUCAAUCGAACAGAUAGCCUCCGGACGCUGGUUCAGGAAGAUGUGAUGCUGGUCGAGGUAGCAUGGGAAGUGGCCAACAAAGUUGGAGGUAUCUACACCGUGAUUCAAACAAAGGCAAAGCUCACGACAGACGAAUGGCAAGAGAAUUAUGUGCUGAUGGGUCCAUAUUUUGAGCAUAACGUCAGAACACAAGUGGAGCUGGUGGAGCCACAGAACCCUGCUAUCAAACACACCAUUAACUCAAUGAAUUCCAAGGGCUGUAAGGUGUACUUUGGGAAGUGGCUGAUUGAGGGGAACCCAUCUGUUGUCCUGUUCGAUAUUGGUGUUUCAGCUUGGAACUUGGACCGCUGGAAAGCAGAGCUGUGGGAUUGCUGCUCCAUCGGGGUCCCCUGGUACGACCGAGAAGCCAAUGAUGCUGUUCUCUUUGGUUUCCUCAUCACUUGGUUCCUGGGAGAGUUUGUUUCCCAGUGCAAGGAGAAUUGUCCAUUUAUCAUCACUCACUUCCACGAGUGGCAGUCCGGUAUUGGUCUGAUCAUGUGCAGAUUCCGCAAGAUUCCUGUGGCCACAAUCUUUACAACACACGCCACGUUGCUGGGACGGUACCUGUGUGCUGGGAAUGCCGAUUUCUACAACAACCUUCCAAACUUUGAUGUGGACCGUGAGGCAGGUGAGAGGCAGAUUUACCAUCGAUAUUGCAUGGAGCGUGCAGCUGUCCAUUGUACUCACGUCUUCACCACAGUGUCAGGGAUCACAGCCAUGGAAGCAGAACACCUGCUCAAGUGCAAACCUCAUGUGGUCACUCCAAAUGGAUUGAAUUUGAAGAGAUUCGCUGUAAUGCAUGAGUUCCAGAAUUUGCAUUCUAUAAGCAAGAUGCGGAUUCAGGAGUUUAUACGAGGCCAUUUCUAUGGCCAUUUGGAUUUUGAUCUGGAUAAGACCCUAUAUUUCUUCAUUGCUGGCCGUUAUGAGUUCAGAAACAAAGGGGCCGAUAUAUUCCUUGAGGCCUUAGCACGACUCAACUAUCUCCUACAGACCCAUCAGAGUGUCGUGACUGUCAUUGCAUUCUUCAUCAUGCCCGCCCGGACCAACAACUUCAAUGUGGAGUCGCUGAAAGGUCAGGCAGUGCGGAAGCAGCUGUGGGACACAGCAAAUUCAGUGAAGGAGAAUUUUGGAAAGAAGUUGUACGAAUCGCUGCUGGUAGGGGAGUUACCAAAUAUGAGCAGGCUGAUUGACCGGGAAGAUAUCACCAUGAUGAAACGAGCAUUGUUUUCUACCCAGCGACACUCGCUGCCUCCCAUCUGCACUCACAACAUGUUGGAUGAUGCCACUGACCCGAUCCUGAACACCAUUCGACGCAUUGGUUUGUUUAACCACCCCAAUGACCGGGUAAAGGUGAUCUUCCAUCCAGAGUUCCUGUCAUCCACCAGCCCACUGCUUCCACUUGACUACGAGGAGUUUGUACGUGGUUGUCAUUUGGGAGUCUUUCCCUCGUACUAUGAGCCUUGGGGUUACACGCCAGCCGAAUGCACAGUGCUGGGAAUUCCCAGUGUCUCCACUAACCUCUCUGGUUUCGGCUGCUUCAUGGAGGAACACAUCACAAACCCAUCAGUAUACGGGAUCUACAUCUUGGAUCGCCGCUUUAAGAGUCCGGAGGAGUGCUGCAAUCAGCUCACCUCGUUUUUGUACAGCUUCUGUCAACAGUCCCGACGCCAGAGAAUCAUCCAGCGAAAUCGAACUGAGCGCCUCUCUGAUCUGCUGGAUUGGAACUACCUUGGCCGGUAUUACAAUCAUGCCAGGCUUCUGGCUCUUGCCAAAGCUUUCCCCAAUGAAUUCAGCCACAACGUGUUAGGAGUUUCAAGUAUUUACCACGUCUCAGACUUAUCACCGUUCCCUGUGACCCCAGUCUUGUCUGUCCACACCACUUCUCACUACCGUAACACUGAAGAUGAACAAUAUACUGAGGAAGGGGAGGCUGAGAAAGAUCGUUCAAGUAUCAAGCGGCAGUCCAUCAUGGACUUCCUCCCUGAUCUGAAUAGAAGUAUCAUGGAAUCCAUUGCGGCAUCAGCCAAUCCCAGCAUCAGUAGUUCUAGAAGGUCCAGCAAGCCUAUCGAUGACAACACCUUUGCCCAUCCCACCAUGCCCACUGAAGCCACCAGCCCAAGCAAUUUUACAGAUCCCAGCAGCUGGAGUAAUCCCAAUCCCACAAAUCCUAAUCCUACUAAUCCCACCAAACUUGCUGAUCCCAGCAGCCCAAGUAAUCCCACCAACCCUGCCGAUCCCACCAAUCCAAGCAGCUCAAGUAAACCCACCAAUCCCAGCAGCUUGAGUACCACCAAUCCCAGCAGCUCAAGCAACUCCACCAAUCCCAGCAGCUCAAGCAACUCCACCAAUCCCAGUGGCUCAAGCAGCUCCACCAAUCCCAGCAGCUCAAGUAAUCCCACCAAUCCCAGCAAACCCACCAAUCUCAGUAGCUCAAGUAAUCCCACCAAUCCCAGCAAACCCACCAAUCCCAGUAGCUCAAGCAAGUCAACCAAGCCUGGUGGAAUCUGAUGAUCCUCGUAUGCCAAGUAAAUCCAAAGAAACCAAGGAAGGUUCACAUCAGCACAUUGUGACUGCUCUCUUCCUUUAACCUGACAGAGUGUAACUGAAGUCCAUCCAAAUGGAAC